AAACUUCCCCCCCCCCCAGCACUCCGUUGUUUGAGACCGGUUCCGUGUUUGAGCGUCACCGUUUGGACUCUGAGGACUGCGCGGCCCUUAGUGAGGACACCAGGACACCCCGGAACCUGGACAUGGAACCGGUGACCUAUAAGGAUGUGGCUGUGAACUUCACCCUUAAGGAGUGGGCUCUGCUGGAUCCUUCCCAAAAGCAACUCUACAGAGAUGUAAUGCAGGAAACCCUCAGGAAUCUGGUUGCAAUAGGACAAAAAUGUGAAUACUCAAACUUUGAAGAUGAAUACAUAAACCCCAGGAGCACUGUAAGAAGUCCAGAUAUAGACAAACUUGGUGAAUAUCAUGGAGGUAGUCAAUGUGGAAAAACCUUCAGCCAGGCACCAGAGCAUGUUGUAAAGAAGAAAACUUCCCCUCAAACAUCACCACAUGAAAGCUGCAUUUUUGAGCGUGUCAUCAUUAGUCGGUCAUCCCUAAAGUUAACCCUCAAAGCUGACACUGUGUGCAAAACUUACAAGAAUGAAGAAUGUGGAAUGAAAACUUGUAAACAUAAGCAAAAUAGAAAAGACUUCAGUUGUCCUCAAGGCUUUCAGAACGCUGAAAGAUCGCAAACUGGAGAAAAAGCUUUUGACACUAAGCAAGGUAGGAAUGACCUUUCUUCCAGUUCUUAUCAAGGAUGUGAAAGAAUUUGCAGUAGAAAGAAACCCCAUGUAUGUAAGCAAUGUGGAAAACCCUACACGAAUCUCGGGUCACUUCAAUCACAUGAAAAACUUCACACUGGAAAGGACCCCUAUGCGUGCAAGUAUUGUGGGAAAGUCUUGGGUCGUUUGAGUACUCUUAAGAUACAUGAAAGAAUUCACACUGGAGAGAAGCCCCAUGUAUGUAAACAAUGUGGGAAAGCUUUCACUGAUAAAAGUUCCCUUCGAUACCAUGAAAGGGUUCACCGUGGAGAGAAACCUUAUGUAUGUAACCAUUGUGGGAAAGCUUUUAUUUGUUCUGGUACCUUUCGAAAACAUGAAAGGAUUCACACUGGAGAGAAGCCUUAUAAAUGUACAGAAUGUCUGAAAAGUUUCGUUUCUUCCAGUAGCUGUAAAAAACAUAUGAAAAUUCAUGCUGCAGUUAAACCUUGUUUAUGUAAGCAGUGUGGUAAAGCCUGCAUUCAUUCCAAUUCCCUCCGAUACCAUCAAAUGGUUCACCAUGGAGAAAAACCCUUCGUACGUAAGCAGCGUGUAAAAGUCUUACCUGUGACUGAGUUUCCAAAAUCUGAAGGGGUUCACAGAGAGAAACGAUAUGAGUGUAAACAAUGUGGGAAAGUCUUUCUUUGGCGAAGCAGUUUUCGAAGACAUAAAGAACUUCACAGUGGAAGAAAACGAUAUCAAUGUAAGCAUUGUGGCAAAGCCUUCCUUUGGGGAACCAGUUUUCAGAGACAUCAACAACUUCACAGUGGAGAGAAACGAUAUGAAUGUAAGCAAUGUGGGAAAGCCUUCCUUUGGCAAAGUAGUUUUCGAAGACAUAAAAUAAUUCACAGUGGAGAGAAGCCACACGAGUGUAAGCAAUGUGGGAAAGCUUUCUUUCGUCCCAGUACCUUGAGAAACCAUGAAAAAAUUCACAAUAGAGAUAGCCUAUUUAUAAGCAAUGUGAACCUCUAGAUUACUCAUUUGUCUCCUAAUACAUGUGAAAACACUGGAAAGAAAUCCUUUGUGUGUUUGAAAUGUGGGAAAGUCUAGUUGUCACACUUCCUUUCACAGACAAGGAAGAACUCACAGUUGAGAGUAACUUUAAAUAUGGAAUGUGGAAGCUUGCAUUUUUCCAAAGACCUUUCUAGCAUUCAUGAGACUGUAUAGGAGAGGAUUUGUUACAGUAAAUUAUGUAGAAAUGCCUCUUAUCUUGCCCGAGUCACAGAUGUGACAGUAUGGACUAGAAGAACUGUGCAAAAACACUUUACUGGGCAUAUGUGUUAAUACAUUCUGGAUGACAGCCCCAAGAUUCUGAGAAAAAAGAAAAGCUCUCAGAUGUGACAAAUCGUGUUAAAACCCUGUGAAAUUCUAGUCUUUCUAAGUUCCAUUAGGGAAUAUGCUUUGUCACCUGUUGUUUUUAAUUGUUUGUAGGUAAACUGAAACAUUUUAAAGUAUACUGCCUUAUAAUUGUGUAAUUGUACUGCACUGUGUUUAAUAAGACAUUGAGAACUUUUGCUGAUUUUCUUGUGUUUUCUGUUGGCAGGCUGUUACCAUUUAUGUACCUGUUGAUUUUCUUUUUAUCUGGAGACAGGGUUUCACUGUGAAAUUCAGGUGGCUGUGGCGACCCUCCUGCUUCAAUAGCCUGAGUCCUGAGAUUACAGGCAUGCGCCGCCAUUCCCAGCUCUUUCAUCUUCUUUGAUGGAACAAACAAUGCACUUUACAUACUAUUUAUAUUCUUACUUGAUAUGUAUUCUCUUGAGACGUAAAACCCUUGUGAGAUUAACAAAUUUUUUUUAAAUUGAGACUA
Messenger RNA from Fukomys damarensis (Damara mole-rat), 2484 nucleotides. RefSeq names its product zinc finger protein 709. Gene Ontology annotation, molecular function: RNA polymerase II cis-regulatory region sequence-specific DNA binding; DNA-binding transcription factor activity. Gene Ontology annotation, biological process: regulation of transcription by RNA polymerase II. The record is from RefSeq and is a predicted model, not a curated record. NCBI's taxonomy places the organism in Eukaryota, Metazoa, Chordata, Mammalia, Rodentia, Bathyergidae. The coding region runs from base 123 to 1649 and encodes 508 amino acids. The transcript has 4 exons.